CAAAAUACAACAUGACUUCCAAGAAACUUCAAUACAAGUACCAAUUUGGUUUAAAGUUUUUAACGAUCGAAUAAAAUAGGACUAAUCGACCGGUUAAUUUAUUCUUCACCUUUUUCGUCAAGUCAAUCACGAAGGCAAUUAGAUUUAACACCGCUGAAAAUUAAAGGAAUGGAGGUAAAAAGUGCAAAUGUUGAAGCAAUCAUCAUUAGGACGGCUGUAACAAUGUAAUGGCCAGCAGGACCGUGCGGAGGGUGAAACGUAAAGGAAAGGAAUCUGGUAAACCAGCUCAGGACACCCUCCCAGCCAUAGUUGUCACUCCCCCCGACAUGAAGGUCAAGGCACCGGGCAUACGCGAUGACAAAACUGCCAAGAAUAAUGUCAACGAAGCUACAUCAUCAACAACUACGGUAAUGGAAGAAUUCAACGUCAACAAACUCAUAGCGGAACUCUCUCAAAAUUCCAGAGCAUCUAAGGGCGAGAUAGAAAGCAUACAGAGAAAAUUACUACAACAAGCCAAUGAGAUACUCAAAGUGAACGCUUUCGCCAACCCGGUCCCCGGACCACGAGUCAUAGACAGCGCACAAAAAUAUACAACAAAUCAACCCGUUUAUGGGAGAAUACCGACAGUUAUACCGAGAACUAUGAAUCAAGUAGAUUUAGAUUCGCGCCAAAACCUGAAUCAGACUAACAUGGCGGCGAAGGACACUAAGGACAAUCAACUCAGCGAUCAACUAGUCCCAGAGAAGCUACAAGAGGGUCCCGUGUUCCCGGGAACGAUGUGUGGCAACCAGGGAAAUAUGCAAGGGGCCGGCGCGGCGGGAAGAGGCAUUUUUUCCUACGAAACAGGUUCCACCGCGAGCCGCCUGCCCGCCAGUGCGCGCGCCGCUUCAACAAGAGCUGCCGACGUGCCGCCGUACAGGAUGCCGCCGGCGCCGGACGCGGCGCUGCCCGGUGCUCCCGCGCCGGCCGCGCUCCAUACACACUCCAAUAAGUUUCCUAUUGAACGCGAAGUGAUCCUGUCGUCGGGCGACAAGAACUCAAAGGUGCCAAUUCUUCAGCAAGAACGGAGGCGAGGGCGCCUUGGUGCUGUGGCGCCCGACACGCCUCCAAAGGCGCUUGCCGCUUGGACCCAUGCCGAUAACCAAGCUGGCACCUCCGGAGACAUCAGGCAAUACCACGAGCAAAACUAUGGCUACGUCAUGCAAAACCCCGCUCGACCACAAGGAUAUGACACUCCCAAACCACCGGUACCCGCCAAAAACUACAGCCCUAAAACAGAACAAAACAAUUCACAAAUGAUCACAGUCACCGUCGAAACAGGGAAAGACAAUACACGUGACGCUCCUAAAAACGCCAAAUCAGUAAGCAAGACCUAUCAUACACUUAAAGACAUGAUAUCAAGUAGAUUCAAAAGUAAAGAAAACAAUGAAAGUGAGAAGGAGCCUGAAGUGAAUUUGAAUAAUAGUGAAGAGAGAAAGAGGGAGCCGGAGCCGACGAGAGAGCCAGCGAGGAAGGAGCAGAUAUAUGGAAGACCUAUGACGCAGAAUAGGCCGGAAAUUCAGAAUAGGCCGGAGAUGCAGUACAGUCAUGGAAUGGCGAAUAAUGCGGCUUAUCAGAGUCCGUCACCGCACAGGCAGUUAAUGCAGCAGCAGAUAGUCCAUCAGCAGAUGCUCCUCAGCGCAGCCAGGUCCCAAGAGAUGCUGGCUAGCCCACACAGACCUCAGGCCUUGGGAGCCGAUGCUUUAUACCAGCAGUACGGACCACCUGGACGGAGGAGUGCGAUGUACCAAAGAGACAUGGAUGUCAGGUCAAUGGCAAACUUUACUUCUUUGAAGACAGGACCGCAGACGCAGUUUGAGUCCCACUCAAGACCAGAUCUCAGAAGCCCACAGCAGUUAGAAAGAGAAGUCAUCAGACAAAGAUACCUGACAGACGACCGACGUGCUUCAUCUCAUCCUCACUUACUCGACGAGCCACGACAAAGACCUCAAGUAACCACACCUCAAAUCCACGACAGAUCAAGAAGAAAUUCUCAUGGAAAUCUCCUCGAGGGCACAUCUGUUGACAGUCCUCAACGAAAUUGCGAUGAGCGAGAAUCAGAUGACGGUGGGUUUAGAGCCCGAUUAGCUCAAGAUACAGCUCAAGGAAGAUCAAGUUUCGAAGAACGUAUCAGGACGAGCGGUAGAUCUAUAGAGUCUAACCGACAAGAGAAACAGGAGAGCUACAGAAAAACACCUGACAGUCACAAAGAAAGGAGAACCCCGGAUUCAAUCAGCCAAAGACAAAGAGAAGAAGCCUCGUCGUCAGCACAAAUUGAAAGAGACGAAAGGGCUAGUCAGAAAUCUGCUGAUAGUGUUUACAAUUCAAGUGGGAAAGCCGAACCUUACAUUCCACAACCGUCGUCGUCGUCGAGACAGACACCGAACAGGAUAGAAGAUCUGAAAGCGCAUGGGAGAAAGGGGGCUAACGGAUCGGGUGCCAGUUCAGAUUAUGACAAGAAUGGUGGGCAAUCUUCGAAUGUGGAUUCAGGUCGCGGCAGCGCUGCAUAUUCGAGCGGACGACGGCCCGAGCCCGGCGCUGACGCCGCAGACUCGGAUCGAGCACCGCCUGCGCAGCAGCAGCCGCAAGCUGAGAACGAAUGGGCAGACCUGGUUGAGUGCGAGCUGCGUCAGAUCCUGGAGCCGAAACUGGCUGGCAUGAGGCUGGACAGCUCGGCGAGCUCGCUGAGUUCAGUGACGCCGCCGCUGCCACCGCUGUCGCCAGCUUCAGACCACAAUAAGAGGAAUAGCUUGCCAGGACGAGAGUACUCUGACGAUCGAAGACGUGGGAGAGAUUCACCGCGUUGGCACUCACACAAGAAGCACUCUUCGAAAAGGGAUCAUCACUAUAAAAAGCAUCUGUUCGGCCUCGACACAACAGACAUGACAUCAACAACAACACGCAGCCUAGACCUCUCAUCGCUGCUCGACGCGCGCACCGACAGCGACGCGUCUGGCGGGGAUGCGAGAGCCAUCCGUAGACAGUUGCGUGGUCUGGAGACCAUGUACGCUGAGGUGCUGCAGCUGCUGGGUGUGAGGAAGCCGGCUAGCUUGGCUAAGCAGCCUACGUGGGAAGCAAGACUGACGUCUAAGCGCCGGUAUGGUAGCAUGUCUUCCCUACCCUCAAGUUCAGUCAGCAGUCGUCCAGUUCGGGAAAAACGGCGAAGUUCCAAUGAGAAUAGGAAAAAACAUGACAUCAAGGGCAUCAACAAGCGUUUCCAGCGUCUAGAGUCUCACGUGGUGACGUUGGCGCGCUCGGUGGCGCAUCUCUCCAGCGAGAUGCGGACCCAGCACCUCGUCAUGCAGGAGAUGGACGCCAUCCGAGCGGAGAUCACUGCGCUGCGGCAUAUGUAUAAAUCCCAGCAGUACCUCCGCACAGGUCAGCUGCCGCUGUCUGACCCGUUCUCCUUCAGCAACCCGGACCGAGUGAAGCGACUGACAAAGUUCUUCGGAGACGAGCCGCCGCUCAUGAGACUGUUCCUUAAGAAGCUCGGAUAUGAGAAAUACGCAGCUCUGCUGGAAAAGGAGAAAGUCGGAGCAGCAGAGCUACCAUACGUCGGAGAAGACAAACUUCGGGCCCUGGGGGUGCCCCUGGGGCCACGCAUGCGGAUACUGAAGGAGGCCGGGAUACACCACGAUAUGCAUCACAUGUCGAGAGAUGACCAUCACAAUACUACCACUACACUGGCUAUAGUUUAAGUGGCAUGUUGAUAAGACGUCCAGUUGAAUAGACCUAAACCAU
Molecule: messenger RNA, 3780 nt
Organism: Cydia splendana
Lineage: Eukaryota; Metazoa; Arthropoda; Insecta; Lepidoptera; Tortricidae
Exons: 14
Coding region: 228-3737 (1169 amino acids)
Molecular function (GO): protein binding
Source: RefSeq, a predicted model, not a curated record